CCCUUGACCUAACAAGAACGAUUACAUGUUGUGGUCUUAAGUGCCACUACCAAUAAGGAAUGUUUCAAAAGAGUUACCAACCAAUAACCCCACAGAUUGUUGUAAUAACAUAGAAAGCCAGGAGUAUCUAUGAGAUAGAAAUAGGACCACUGAAUUAGGAUUUACAAAACUUGAGAAUCACAUAGGACGUUCGAAGGAAGAGUAUGGACCUUAGGCAUUGCUUAAGCCUCUUUUACAUUUUUAUUUAUAGUAUCUCAUAUAGAACUUAAUAUUUUCAGAUGGAACCACCCCAACCACCCCCAAGAUUCCCCGCACUUAGGGAUAUGAUCGAUCAGAUGAGGCACACUCAGGACUUGGAGGAUAGGCUCCGACGGUUUUGGCUGUGUCAAUGGGAUCCGAACGAGCCCUUUGGGGCAUUUUUGGGGCGAUUCGUGCACGCUUGGCAGUUUGUGCGGACGAUCGGCGUCACAGACUACUACGAGGCCGGUCAGCAACUGAUCCGACAUUUGCUUUUCGGCUGGAGAGACUGGGCGGAUGAGCAGUUGGAUGAUACCUCGACACGACAGCUGUUCACGUCCCGACCCCUCGGGAACUUUGUAUUGUUCAGCAUGCGGAUCUUCAACAGGUGGGCGAGUCACGGACUCACUGCCCCCUUACCUGCUGUAGCACCAGUGGAGAUGCCCCCACCACAGUACCACCAUUAUCCUCUGAAUCAACCGGCAAAUGCAGCAGCCCCUUUUCCGCCGUAUCCCAUGAAUGGGGACGAGUAUGAGGACAGCCCACCUAGGGGCCCAGUAGUCGAUGCACUGGCACCCCCACUAGUACCUCCACCGCAGGAGCCAGCCGAUGAGCCCGAGGUACCUAGGCGGUACCGCAUCCGCCUAGAUGAUUACGGGCAGCCCUUUGCUCUACCAAAUGAGGACAUGAUGGGGCCAGAGAUUAUGCUAGAAGACCCACCUGCUCCCCCAGCCCUCCCAGCGCCAGCAGACAAUGACAUUCCCAUCAUAGAAGUAGAGGAUGAGGAGGAUCCCGAGGAGGAUCCAGAGGAGGACCCCGCAGGCUUUCAGGAUUGGGAGGAUGAUGACUCAUCAUUGUUGGGAGACGGCUCUGUCACUGACUCAUCCUAGUAGAUGCCGCCAUAACUUUUUUUUGACAGUUAGCAUAGGUGUCGGAAUUUGAAUUGUUUUCAUUGGGAGCCGGGAGUAGAUAGCCCGAGCUGUGUCUGAACACCACUUAUCCAGAUGUUUUGAUUUUGAUGAUGAAUGCUCAGACAUAUGUUUCUAAUGUUAUUAAUGGUUAUUGAUUUAUUUUGGUACUUGAGUGGACUCUUUAUC
Messenger RNA from Salvia miltiorrhiza (redroot sage), 1334 nucleotides. RefSeq lists its product as uncharacterized. The transcript has 2 exons. The coding region runs from base 279 to 1127 and encodes 282 amino acids. Lineage: Eukaryota; Viridiplantae; Streptophyta; Magnoliopsida; Lamiales; Lamiaceae. The record is from RefSeq and is a predicted model, not a curated record.